Molecule: messenger RNA, 2304 nt
Organism: Aureococcus anophagefferens
Lineage: Eukaryota; Pelagophyceae; Pelagomonadales; Pelagomonadaceae
Exons: 1
Coding region: 1-2304 (767 amino acids)
Source: RefSeq, a predicted model, not a curated record
AUGCAGAUCCGCCUCGAGAAGCCGAAGGCCUCGCGCUCCAAGAAGGCGGUGAAGCGCGGCCGCGCGGGCGCGGACAAGGACGUCACGCAGGCAGCGAUCCAGACGAUGCUCGCGACCAAGGACGCCCAGCGCGCGCGCGCGCUGGCGCCCGCUCCGAAGAGUCCGACGAAGAGCCCCAUGAAGAAGAAGCCGCGGUCGAUCACGGCCGGCCCGGCGGCCGCGCUCGGGACCGCGGCGCGCGGCGCCAAGCUCGUCGUCGAGGCCCGCGGGGCCUACAACGCGACGUCGAAGCGCUACGACUUCGACGGGGAGCUGGGCGCGCCGCACUCCAUCUGCGAGGUCGGCCAGCUCAUCCACGACGGCAAACUGAAGAUCUCGAAGCUCCAGAAGGACAAGUCCUACGGCAUCCCCUACGCCACGAUGGCGCGGUGGGCCAUGGACGACAAGAAGUGGCGCGAGAAGCAGAACCUCAGUGGCGGCGUCGAGGGCAAGCCGCGCUGGUACGUCGAGAAGCACUCGCGCGGGCGCAAGACGCUCGACAGCGCGGGCGCGCCGACGCUCCUCGCGAAGCCGGCGCGCGCGGCCAUCGUGCACGCCGUCUGCGACGCGAAGCGCAACGGCUGCCCCUUCCAGCCCAAGGAGGUGAAGGCGAUCAUCCGCGAGGCGUGCAUCGCUACCGGCAAGAUCAACCCGUCGACCAAGGAGCGGUACUACGAGACGACGCGCGUCGACGGCCAGCUCAACAGCAUCUGCGGCGCCGCCAAGCGCGACUACGACGUGACCCUCGAGAACCAGAAGGGCCAGGGCCACGCGCGCGAGCGCGUCGACGCGUGCGACUACGAGGCCUUGACGAAGAACGUGGAAUUGGUCGCGCCCUUGCUCCGCGCGUUCCAGGAGCAGUACGGCAAGAUCCCCCUGGACAACGUCGGCAACUACGACGAGACAUUCCUGGACCUCUGCGCCUACGCGAGCACCGGCGCCUACCUCGUGCCGAGCGACGACGUCGCGGUGCAAGUGCUGAUUCCCUUCGAGAAGAGCCCGCACAUCACGCUCCUCAUCUUCACGCUCGGGGGCAAGCUGCUGCGGAUCCUCGUGGGCAUCAUCGGCACCACGGACAUCGCGCCGCACCCCUUCCACCUCUCGUUGGUGAAGGACAAGACGCGCAUUGGACUUUUCCAGACGGACAACGGCUGGAUCACGCACCGCACGAAGUACGAGGGCUUGAAGGUCUACUUCGCCGACGACAACGUCCUGGGCAACUCCCCGUGCUGCCUGAACUUCGACGGCCACAAGUCCAACACGGACAAGGUCCCGGGCACGCUCGAGGACGAGGCCGUGCCCAUAUUGCUCCGCGAGAACCAGACCUUCGGGCACACGCCCCUGGCCCACUCGACCGCUAUCGGGACCCAGCAGGCGGAUUUGCCGCAGGGCAUCAUCCAGCGCGCCAAGGCCAAAUUCGCUGACCUGAUGCGCUCCCAGGUCCGCGGCUCCCUGAAGAAGCGCGGGAAGUACAAGGGCCGCGUCUCGACGGCGACUGUCCUCCGGCUCAUCGAGCAGGCCUUCUUCGAGUCGGGCGUCGACGACCCGGCGAAGAUCAUGGACGACCACAAGCGCGUCGGCUACUGGGUCGAGGAGGGCUGGCUCAUGUGGGACCCGCGGCAGACCAUGAACCGCGCGAAGCUCGACUUCGGGAACGCGCUCGGCAAGGGCGACGCCGCGGAGGCCGACGCGGGCGAGCGCUCCGCGGGCGCGCAGAACCUGGACCGGGCCAUGGAGAUGGCGCGCGCCGACGUCGAAGCCGUCGGCGGCGCCGUGCACAAGGCGUACACGCCGCCCGUCGACUUGGACGAGGCCGCGGCGGUCCACGUCCCGCGGCGUACGCGCGAAGACCGUGCGCAAUACGGACUGGUGGUCACGGACGACGACUACGUCAAGGCCAUCUCCUCAGAGGGCGCGCGCGCCCUCGCGGAGCGCGCCGCGGAGGCGGCGAAGGCCUCCAAGGUGAGCGAGCGCUGGGAGAAGCGCCGCGCCGAGAUCCGGGCCGUCGAGAAGCAGGUCGCCGACGGGGCGCCGCUCGAGAACCUGAAGGUGGGCCAGCUCAAGUCGCUGAUCUACGGGCGCACGGGGAGCGGGGCGAAGGCGUCGAACAACAAGGAGGGCGCCAUGCUCGCGGAGGCGCGCGUCGCGCUCGGCCGCGAUCUGAUGCUCCCGCCGACUCCGACGCGACGCGGGGCCGAGGAUUCGGCCGACGCUGCUGGCGACGGCUCCGACGGCGAGCUCGAGGACGGCGCCGACGACCCAUGA